AUGGCGUACGCUUACUUGUUUAAAUAUAUCAUCAUUGGCGACACAGGUGUUGGCAAGUCAUGCCUAUUGCUGCAGUUUACAGACAAAAGGUUCCAGCCAGUACAUGAUCUUACUAUUGGUGUGGAAUUUGGAGCCCGUAUGAUUACUAUUGAUGGCAAGCAGAUCAAACUACAAAUAUGGGAUACUGCUGGACAAGAAGCAUUUAGGUCAAUUACACGAUCUUAUUAUCGAGGUGCAGCAGGAGCUCUUCUUGUGUAUGAUAUCACUCGACGAGAUACCUUCAAUCAUUUGACCACAUGGCUUGAAGAUGCACGUCAACAUUCCAACUCAAACAUGGUCAUAAUGCUUAUUGGUAAUAAGAGUGACUUGGAGUCUAGACGUGAAGUAAAGAAAGAGGAAGGAGAGGCAUUUGCACGAGAACAUGGUCUGGUGAAGGAGUCUUUGACAUCAACAACGAGGCGAACGGCAUCAAGAUCGGUCCGCAGCACUCGACCGCGGGCGCGGGCGGAGCGGGCGGCGCGGGCGCGGGGGGCGCCCCGCCUGGCGGUUGCUGUUAGGUGCUGCACUGCACACGCUGACAGCCCGGCUUUGCGUCUGGGGUGCGAAGGGGUACAGCUGUGUGCAACAAACUUUGGUAUGAAACGUACUGCAUGCAGGAUUACA
This is a messenger RNA of Brenthis ino (lesser marbled fritillary), 663 nucleotides long. The record is from the annotation of a GenBank genome assembly. Lineage: Eukaryota; Metazoa; Arthropoda; Insecta; Lepidoptera; Nymphalidae.